CGUCCUGCUGUGUGAAAGAAAAAAAAAACGAAAUCACUUGCUGUGUCUGCGCUGAGGCUGUCGGGAAAGGAAGGCUGGCGCUGCUCAUGGAGGUAUAACCGAGGCUGCAGCACAAAGAGAGACUGAUAUAUAAAUAUAUGUGUGUGUGCCUGUCCGCAUGCAUCGUUUUAUUUCUUGCUCAGAACGAGAAAUCAGAUAGCCAGCCCUAGUCAACGCGGGCUCUACAGUGCGAGUGAGUAAUGCGCGUAGAUUUACCCAGUGAACAUGGAUGACAAGUCCAACAAGCUUCUCUUAGCGUUGGUUAUGCUGUGUCUCUUUGGCGUCAUCGUAUUGCAGUACGUUUGCCCGGGCACAGAAUGCCAGUUGCUUUUGCGCCUUCAUGCCGGCUGGGGCACGUCUUCUUCAGCGGGCGGCGCUGCGGCUUUCUCCGGCGGUGGCGGCGACCCUUACCGGGCAGAGGACGGGACCCUGUCUCGCUUCGUGCCCCGCUUCCACUUCUCUGAGGACGAGCUGCGGCGCGCAGUGGACUUCAACAUCAAGGGGGACGACGUGAUCGUUUUCCUGCACAUCCAGAAGACUGGGGGCACAACCUUCGGGCGACACCUGGUCCGCAACAUCCUGCUGGAGCAGCCGUGCGAGUGCCGGGCCGGCCAGAAGAAGUGUACCUGCCUCCGGCCCGGAAAGAAGGAGACCUGGCUGUUCUCUCGGUUCUCCACGGGCUGGAGCUGCGGGCUGCACGCAGACUGGACCGAGCUCACGAACUGCGUGCCGGCGCUCAUGGACAUCACGACGGAGCCCACGCCGCAGAAACCCCGCAGGAACUACUACUAUAUCACGAUCCUGCGGGACCCGGUGUCACGGUACCUGAGCGAGUGGCGUCACGUGCAGCGGGGGGCCACGUGGAAGGCGUCUCUGCACGUGUGCGACGGGCGUGCCCCCACCCCCUCCGAGCUGCCCACCUGCUACUCGGGGGACGACUGGUCGGGCUGCACGCUGGCAGACUUCAUGGACUGCCCCUAUAACCUGGCCAGCAACCGGCAGACGCGCAUGCUGGCUGACCUCAGCCUGGUGGGCUGCUACAACCUGUCUGUGAUGGGCGAGGAGCAGCGCAGCCGCGCCCUGCUGGAGAGCGCCAAGCGCAACCUCAAGGAGAUGGCCUUCUUCGGGCUGACGGAGUUCCAGCGCAAGACCCAGUACCUGUUCGAGCGCACCUUCCACAUGCGCUUCAUCAGCCCCUUCACCCAGUUCAACAGCACGCGGGCCACCAGCGUGGAGGUGGAGCCCGAGACCCAGCGGCGCAUCCGGGAGCUCAACGUCCUGGACGUGGAGCUCUACGAGUACGCCCGGGACCUCUUCCUGCAGAGGUUCCAGUCCGCCCGGCAGCAGGAGCACAGGGAGGCCAGGAGGAGGCGCCAGCAGGAGAGGAGGCAGCUCCAACGGAGCCGGCUGCAGUGGGUGCGGCAGGAGGAGGAGGAGCUAGCCUGGGGGCAGGAGGAGAACUCCACUGGGGGAGACUACAUGGGCAAUGUGGAGAGGUGGCGGCGGUAAUGCAGGGCUCGUGGGUGGCUGGGGGCGUCACGUUCUCUAACCCUCGUUCGCUAGUUUUGAGAGAGGGUGGGACUUCUUGAUCCAGAUUGGGGGAGGGAGGGGGGGGGAUGUCAAGUGUUUACACUGUGCUCGGGGACAGAAGUGUGUUCAUUUGAAAACUGAAAUCAAAUUGUGUUUUUUUUUUUUUUUUUUCAAUGCUAAACUGAAGCCAUUGUGAAUUCGCACUAGACUCGGAACCAAAGUGAGUUCACCCCAUAAUGAAACUGAAGCGAAUUCAGUUAAAAGUAAAAAGCCAUCCUGAAUUCAUAUUGAACUUGAACCAGAAGUGAAUUCACUCUGGACUUUUUUCAGAUUUAAGACUGCAAUCAUUUCUGAAGUCGUUCCAGUUUUGAAAGCGGCUGCGCUUAUCUUGUUUUAUUCUAUGGAAGGACCCGGAGCCUGUUGAACCCGUGUCUCUAAAGAGACGGCAUGCCGAAACAUCCCCCUCCUGAGGGGGCUUAGAAUUUUACCAUUUUAACUUCCAACAGCCUCGGCUUGCUUGGUUUAUUUAUUAUACCUUUUAAAUGUGAGAAUCAAGUCUUCAGACACUGUGCAGGAUUAACAAUAUAUACCAACGUCUGUACUGUAACACGUGGCAGUUCUAGGAGUGUUGAGGUACCAUCAGUCAAUAGGAGCGAUCCAAUCCCAUCUCAGCCUGUUAGAACACUUCUACUGUGUCUCAUGAACAUUCCAGAAGUACUCUCAGUUCAGAAUCAUGCAAUAGCUUAUUAUUUAUUAGUAACCCUGGGAAUUCUGUCUUUUUAAUAUGUGCAAAAUCGAAUUAGUUUAACAAACACAAAAAAACCCACCUGAACUUUGCAUCAGGGGCUCGUUUUAAGGCUGGCUUGGUGGGUGGGCCUGGUUGCUGCUGCUGGUACCAGAACUGUGUGAUUUCGAAAUGAACUCCCAUUGCAUAGCCGUCCUGCAGUGCUGAGUCGUUCCGGGUUUUACUUUCCCAGUUGUGUAGACCGGUAAUCCUGCAAUGACUGCUGCCUAGACUCUGCACUGGGAGCUUGACGUCGGAUCCCCUGACUGGACCUCAUGUUUUGAAUGAUCCAGUGCAUCGUUCACACUGGCCUGCUUUUCCACUGGGAUUCUGUCUCCUCUUCUACGUCAUGCAAUGCUGUCGUCUACACACACAUACUGUAAGAUGUCUUAACUGUCUUAUGCAAGCGUUUUGGGGCUAUGAUACCUGUGUCAAACUCAUUCUGAGCUUGUUCGGAGCAUGCCUGCGCUUCCUGAUCUGAGCGAUCACGUGACACGCGAUUCUAUUAGCUCCUCCUGCUUCUGUACAGCACUGGGGGCCAACAGAUUAGAGCAAGCGGUGGGUCACAUGAUGUCAGGCUGGGAGAAACACACCUGGUUAAAACACAGCCUUUUGCAAGUCAGUUCAAAAUCAGUUCAAAGCCGGCAAGGCAGAGCUGCAUUGCACUGGACUGCCUUGUGACCUCAACAUCAUAGCCGUGUAUGGAUGGAUGUGUAAUAUAUAUAGAAAUGUGUAAUCUUGAUCCGCGCACUCCCUUCCUGUGAGCCCAAACUAGAACUGGUUCCUGAUGUCCAGUUUCCUUUUUGAAGCCUUAAGUAAAUGUGACGCUGACUGUAGGAAAGGAGUGGAGGGGGCGGGGCUCAGACGGGGAGGGGCGUGUUCUCACUUCACCUAUUUUUUUGAUUUUUUUUACAUGUGCAUGGGGACUGCAUUCUGUCUGUAAAUAUGUUGAUUUUGUACAUAGGGAAUGUCUGAGACUGAGGGACGCUUUGCCAUAAAUAAAAUGCCUUCUGCUUUUAA
This is a messenger RNA of Acipenser ruthenus (sterlet), 3373 nucleotides long. Its product is annotated as heparan-sulfate 6-O-sulfotransferase 2-like. The coding region runs from base 265 to 1548 and encodes 427 amino acids. The record is from RefSeq and is a predicted model, not a curated record. The transcript has 2 exons. Gene Ontology annotation, molecular function: heparan sulfate 6-sulfotransferase activity. Lineage: Eukaryota; Metazoa; Chordata; Actinopteri; Acipenseriformes; Acipenseridae. Gene Ontology annotation, cellular component: membrane.